This is a messenger RNA of Ochotona princeps (American pika), 2513 nucleotides long. RefSeq names its product zinc finger protein 568-like. The transcript has 7 exons. Gene Ontology annotation, biological process: regulation of immune system process; negative regulation of transcription by RNA polymerase II; regulation of cytokine production. The record is from RefSeq and is a predicted model, not a curated record. NCBI's taxonomy places the organism in Eukaryota, Metazoa, Chordata, Mammalia, Lagomorpha, Ochotonidae. Bases 130 to 2055 code for a protein of 641 amino acids.
UCUGUUCACUGGUCCACAUCCCAAGCGGCCACAAUGGCCCGAGCUGAGCUGAUUUGAAGCCAGGAGCUUAUUCCAUGUCUCCAAUGUGGGUACAGGGUCCCAAGGCUUUGCUCUUCCAGGCCACGGGAAAUGGUGACAUUUAAGGAUGUGGCUGUGGACGUCACUCAGGAGGAGUGGCAGCACAUGAAACCUGCUCAGAGGACCCUGUACCGAGACGUGAUGCUGGAGAACUACAGCAACUUAGUCACAGUGGGCUGUCAACUUACCAAACCAGAUGUGAUCUUCAAGUUGGAGCGAGAAGAGGAGCCAUGGGUCACAGAGGAAGAAAUAUUUGAGAUGCAAAGUCCAGUGCCCAGAAGAAGCGGGAACAGCUGUCCACCUGAAGUCACAGUGGGGUUUCAGGGCUUGAAAUUCAAAGACGUGGCCAUUUACUUCUCUGAGAAACAGUGGGAAUGCUUGUAUUCUGCUGAGAGGGAUUUGUACCGAGAUGUGAUGUUGGAGAAUUACAGCAACCUGAUUUUAGUGGGACUUUAUAACACCAAACCAACUGUGAUCUCCUUGUUGGAGAGGGGAAAAGAGCCCUGGAUGAAUCAGAGGAAAGACCCAAAAGAGCCGCGUCCAGGUUUGGCAUCCAAAAGGGCAAUUAAUUUGAAUUCACAUGCAAAAGAGAAUGGUUAUGAAAUUAAGUUGUUGCGUCUCAAGACAAAGAGAUCCACACAGCCUAAUCCUGAACGCACCGAAGUGGUGGAUAACAGAGGAGAGAGAAGCCAGCCGGAGAAACAGGGCCACGCCAGAGCAGCCGCCACAGGCCCUGCAGCGCCUGCCAGUUCUGCCACGCGCACAGCCGGGAGAGAACAUGCGGUCACUCAUACUGGAGAGAAAGAUUGUAGAUGUACAAAAUGUAAGAAAGCUGCCAGGUGUCAGUCACAUCCUGUUCAACAGGAAAUGAGUCAUAAUAAGGAAAAAGAUGUUAAAUGUGGAGAAUGUGGGAAAACCUUUACUAGUAGGUCAGACUUAAUCAAGCAUGAGAAACUGCAUGAAAAAAAUAAUGAAAAUAAGACACGUGCUGUUGCUCGUGAGCCUAAAAUUACUCAGCCUCAGAACAGUAAUAGUGCUGAGAAACCUCACAAAUGCAAGGAAUGCGGGAAAGGCUUUCAUUCUAGCUCCCAGCUUAGUCAGCACCAAAAGAUCCAUGUAGGUGAGAAACCCUAUAAAUGCAAGGAGUGUGGAAAGGCCUUUCCAUCUAAUGCACAACUUAAUCUCCAUCGAAGAGUUCAUACUGAUGAGGUAUACUACGAGUGCAAGGAAUGUGGGAAGGCCUUUACACGCCCCUCACACCUUUUUCGACAUCAGAGAAUCCACACUGGUGAGAAGCCCCAUUUAUGUCAGGAGUGUGGGAAGGCUUUUCGGUAUGACACCCAGCUUAGGCUUCAUCAGAUAACUCAUACGGGCGAAAGGCAGUAUGAAUGUAAGGAUUGUGGCAAAGUAUACACUUGUGCCUCACAACUCAAUCUACAUCAGAGAGUUCACACUGGUGAGAAACCCCAUAAGUGUAAGGAAUGUGGGAAAGCCUUUAUCUCUGAUUCACAUCUUACUCGACAUCAGAGUGUUCACACUGGUGAGAAACCCUAUAAGUGUAAGGAAUGUGGAAAGGGCUUUCGUCGUGGCUCAGAACUUGUUCGGCAUCAGAGAGCUCACGCUGGUGAGAAACCCUAUAAAUGUAAUGAGUGUGGAAAGGGCUUUACUUGCAGCACAGAACUUGUUCGACACCAAAAGGUGCACACUGGUGAUAGACCCCAUAAGUGUAAGGAAUGCGGAAAAGCUUUUAUCCGAAGGUCAGAACUGACUCACCAUGAGAGGAGCCACACUGGUGAGAAACCCUAUCAGUGUAAGCAGUGUGGGAAGGCCUUCGGCCGUGGCUCAGAGCUUAGUAGACACCAGAAAAUCCACACUGGUGAGAAGCCCUAUGAAUGUAAGGAGUGCGGGAAGGCCUUUAUUCGUGGCUCACACCUUAGUCAACAUCAGAGAAUUCAUUCAGGACAGAGGAGUGAAUGAAGGUAGGAAGGCUCAGAACUUGACAUCAGAAAAACCGAUAGUUGUUUCAAGAAAACUUGUCAUUUUAAGAAUUAUAAGAAAUCACUGAGGUUAACUAAUUAACAAAUAUCAGAAUUCAUAUUGUAGAUUUAAAACCUGCCAGACCAUUAAGGACAAGAAUUGAUGUAACUCUUGUUCAAAUGACAACUCUUAUGAAUGACAGAAACUGGAAGGAAUUUGGUCUGUCACCGGGUUCUGUGCAUCUGUAGAGUCAAGCAACUGUGCAUUGAAAAUAUUCAAGAAAAACAACUGUAUGUAUACCAAAUAAUCAGGUUUUUGCCAUUGUUCCCUGGGUAGUAAUUUACACAGCUCUUAUAUUAAGCUACUUGUUACAAGUAUGCUGAAGUAAAUGGGAGGAUGUAGAAUGGUUAGAUACAAACACUACUGUAUAUAGGGACUUGAACGCCCACGAAUUAUCU